Molecule: messenger RNA, 1758 nt
Organism: Cercospora beticola
Lineage: Eukaryota; Fungi; Ascomycota; Dothideomycetes; Mycosphaerellales; Mycosphaerellaceae
Product: Dyp-type peroxidase
Cellular component (GO): cytosol
Molecular function (GO): heme binding; peroxidase activity
Source: RefSeq, a predicted model, not a curated record
AUGGAAUUGAUCUCGUCAGCUCGGUCAACGCCUUCCGAUCUUGCGAGACCUACAAAUACGCCUUUCCUGAAUUGCCCUCUAGUACAUGUUCAUCGCUUUACCACUUCUCAUCAUCACCGUAAGUCCUCGGUCGAACAACAAGCAUGGCGGCGUCGGUCAUCAGGAAGACAAACAUCCAAGGCGACAUAUGGCAAGUCCUACUAUCACUCUUCUCUACCAGUGGAGAACUUGCUAAUCGUCGUUGACACCAGGCCCGGACUACCCAAGAGGUUUCAAUCCUUUCUAUUUUUCCAGAUCCAGAAACCGGAUCUGUUCAAAUCUCGACUGAAACAGUUUGUGAGCGAUGGUCACAUCACUACUGCCGCACAAGCAUGCGAGAUGAAAGAUGUGAUAUCAGGCGCACAAAAGUUAUUCAAGAGCUCCGGGAAAAAGGCUCCGUUACUACCUCUCCCUGGUGUCAACAUCGCGUUCGCAUCAUCAGGUCUACAUAAGCUCGGCAAGUUUGUGCAAACUUCCGACCAACAAGCCGUCCAGUCGGACCCGGCCUUGUUGAAGAUCUUCCGACGGAAUCAACUGCGGGGCGCCCAAUUCGAAGUGGGCAUGUUCGAAGACCUGGUAGGCGAGGGAUGGGAUAACCCACAAGACCUCCGACCCGAAUACCAGCCUUCUCACGUCCCUGGGCGUGAUCGCCGUCAGAUCGAUGGCGUCCUUUUGGUUACCUCCAGCGUUCAAUCGGAUAUCCUGGAGCAUGUCAAGAGUGUUACUCAGCACUUUCUUGACGAUGGAGUUGUUACAUUUCCCUUGGUGAGAGAGGGUCACGUCCGACCUGGAGAUGCUAAAGGGAAAGAGCAUUUUGGGUAUGCAGAUGGACUCAGCCAGCCUUUCAUCAAAGGCUUGGACGAUACUCUUCCCAACGCGAAAUUGCCCACAAACAAGGAGCCGAAGGCCAUGGACGCAGGGUUCAUUCUGUGCGGACACAAAGGCGACCCAAUGAAGCAACCGGCAUGGAGCAAUGAUGGUAGCUUCCUUGUGAUUAGAGAUCUGCAGCAGAUGGUCCCCGAAUUCGAAGAAUGGCUCCAGAAAAACGGCCCCAAGGCUCCUUUCUGCCAAGGCUCUGACAAGCCAGCAGAAAAACUUGCGGCAUAUCUGAUGGGCAGAUGGAGGAACGGAACACCUGUCCACGAGAGCCCCCACAGCGACGAGGACGAGAGCUUGCACGCAUCCAAUAACUUCGACUACGAGCCUCGGAACCAGCAUGACAAGUGUCCAUUCGCGGCCCACACGCGGAAAAUGCGACCGAGAUCAGAUCUUAGCCACGAUCACACGGUGAUUAUUCGACGCGGGAUCCCGUAUGGGCCUGAAGUCAGCGAUGGAGAGAAAGCAGCCAAAACCUCGGACACUGCUGCAGAGCGUGAACGCGGUCUAAUCUUUGCUUGCUACCAAAGCGAUAUUCGCAGUGGAUUCAAUUUCCUGACAACUCGCUGGGCCAGUCAACACCAUUACCCCAAUGGCAAGCAUGAAUCCGUUGGCGUCGAAGGCCCAGGCAUCGACCCUAUAGUUGGCCAAAGACUCGACCACCAUCCACCGCGACUGAUCGCUUUGCCUGACGGCGAAGUCCCUACCAAGCAUCGAAUGGAACUCGAAAGCUGGGUUAAUCACAAAGGUGGCGAAUAUUUCUUCAGCCCAUCCAUCGAAGCCAUCAUGGGCUACCUCACAGGACCAAGCGACUACGACUUGCCACCUAAGGCGAAAUUGUAA